Messenger RNA from Apis florea (little honeybee), 762 nucleotides. RefSeq lists its product as uncharacterized. NCBI's taxonomy places the organism in Eukaryota, Metazoa, Arthropoda, Insecta, Hymenoptera, Apidae. The record is from RefSeq and is a predicted model, not a curated record.
UGGAUCAAAAUACAAUUUACCAUCAUCUAUAACAUGGAACAAAAAUAUAUAAAUUCCCAUAAUUGCAAAAAAAUAAUUUAAAAAAGUUACAAUAUUUGAAAAUUCUAAACUAUUUUGUUAUAAUACAAGUACACAUGAUUAUCAGAAAAGUAAUGACAUUUCAAUGGAUAACGAUGAAAAAACUUUUCUUAAACACAAUUUAACAAAUAUUAUGAUAAAUUUUACAAAAAAAGAGAUAGAAAUGACUGAAAAAUUGUUAUUAUUGUAUAUAAAAGAUGUAGAAUAUAUAAAAAGAAAUAUUCAAGUUACCCUACACAUAACAAAGAAUUCAAAAUUUAAUUAUGAUACAAAGAAUCGAAUAGAAUAUAAUCAAUUACUUUGUCAUCAUGCAAUUCUAUGUUUAAUUGAACCAAGUAAAAAAGGUGCUGUUUUAAUUGAAGAUAAUUUACCAGUUAUUAUUAAAAAAUACCUUAUGCAUGGAUACAAAUACCAUUUUGAUUUUCAGAGGAGUUCAAAGAGUUAUUAUACAGCUGUACUUAUUUUGAGUCAAUCAGCUAAAGUUCUGGUUAAACAUAUAAACACAACUAUGAUGCAUACAAUUUGUGGUAUAUUAGGAUGUGAUGUGCAAGAAAUAUUAGUCUUAUAUAAUCCAAGAGAAAAAUGAUUCUAAAUAUUAUUUCUAAAUAUUAAUUUUAUAAAAAAAAAUCUAUAAAUAUAUAUUUAAUAUAAUAUACUGAAUAAAUAUAAAUUUAUUAAAUGAUA